AAGAAGAAAGUAUCGCCGUAAUAAACACGGUUUUCUUAUAUUCUAAGGAUUUAGAUCAUUACAGAACAAUAACCCGUUGUUAUCCAAUGAAAACGUUACCUGACUUUUUCAAUAGCCGCGCCCUGUACUUUAUUUUAUCUUUCAUUCAAAGCAUUUGGCUUCAAUCUGUUUUCUUUUCUUCAGAGCCAAAUAAAUAAAUAUCCUCUCUACUCGCAUUUAUUUAUAAACAGAAUCACAUAAAUUUAAAAUGCUUCGUGCUGCUUUCACCCGUAAUAUUUCUCGUGUUGCUGUCCGUUCAGCUCUUCCUGCUACUCGUCCUAUGGUCAUGGGCAUGGGCAAGCGUUUCUACUCUGCUGGACAUGAAGAUGAGAGCUACGAAUCCUUUACCGAUCGUUAUGUCAAAUUCUUCGAUGGUGUGGAUGAUCUUUUCGAGUUACAACGUGGUUUGAACAAUGCUUUUGCUUACGAUCUCGUUCCUGCUCCUUCUGUUAUUGAAGCUGCCCUCAAGGCUUCUCGCCGUGUUAACGACUUCGCUACAGCUGUUCGUGUUUUCGAAGGUUUAAAGAAUAAAGUAGAAAACGAAAGCCAGUAUAAGCAAUACCUUGAAGAAUUAGCGCCUCUCAGAAACGAAUUAGGCAUUCUGACUAAGGAAGAAUUAGACCAACAACAAUAAAUUCAAUAAAAGAAGGAGAGGGAAAGUUUUAAAAUUGGAACAGUAACUUAGAGUCAAAUGUCUUACUCAUGCAGAGAAGCUGUGCAAUCAAUUCCAUAUUACAGAUUGCUUUUUUGAGACGAAAAUUAUGUUCAAAAAUACUAUAAAUUAACACAGAUACGCCAAAAUAAUCCAUUAAGAGGAUGUACACAUAUUUAUAACUUAAUAAAUCAGAAGAUAUACAUGUAUAUACAUACUAGGUUCAUGCCUAUGUUUAGCAUAAGUGCAUCCUCAAACCAAAAUAGUGUUAUAACCUAUCAUCUGGCUAUAAUGCCAUUAAUUUUGCUAUUCCGAAAUUAUGGGGUGAGUCUUUUGUGUUCCUCUUUUCCGGGGUAAAGUCCGCCUUUUGAAAGUGACGUGGUUAAACCCAGGACACUAGCUGUUGAAA
Molecule: messenger RNA, 1100 nt
Organism: Mycotypha africana
Lineage: Eukaryota; Fungi; Mucoromycota; Mucoromycetes; Mucorales; Mycotyphaceae
Product: cytochrome c oxidase subunit VA-domain-containing protein
Exons: 3
Coding region: 248-673 (141 amino acids)
Biological process (GO): mitochondrial electron transport, cytochrome c to oxygen
Cellular component (GO): mitochondrial inner membrane
Source: RefSeq, a predicted model, not a curated record